AUGACUCCUCUGUUCAGCACCUUGCUAUUUUCACUGCCGCUCCUUCUAACUGUCAGCAUUCAGGAACUGACUGAAGCUUGCAGCUGUGCCGCUGCUCAUCCACAGCAGCAAAUCUGUCAUUCUGCCUUAGUGAUUCGUGCAAAAAUUUGCAGUGAAAAAGUGAUUGAGGAUUCAGUUCAUACUCACAGAAUGAUCCGGUAUGAAAUCAAACAAAUAAAGAUGUUUAAAGGUUUUGAAAAGGUGAAAGAUGUUCAGUAUGCUUUUACACCUUUUGAUUCAGCUGCCUGCGGGGUAAAAUUAGAAGCCAACAAGAAGAAACAGUAUCUCCUUACAGGUCAAAUUUCAGAUGAUGGAAGAUUUCUUAUUUAUUUAUGCAGUUUUAUUAAACCAUGGGAUGACCUUACCUUAUCUCAAAAGAUAAAUCUAAAUCAGAGAUAUGAAAUGGGCUGUGACUGUAAAAUUUCUGCCUGCUAUACAGUACCCUGUCGCACCACUACACCCAGUGAAUGCCUAUGGACUGAUUGGCUGACAGAGAAGAAGGCCUAUGGACAUCAAGCAAAGUAUUAUGCCUGUAUCAAACGCAGUGAUGGAACCUGCAGUUGGUAUCGUGGUGGUCCUCCUGUAGAGAAAGAGUUUGCUGAUAGCACUGAACCAUAAAUGAUAUAAUUUGGGGCGGGGGAACCUGACCAGUUAAAUCUGUCCCAUGUUGCCUGCUUAAUGCUCCUUUGAACUUCCAGCAAUUGUCUCUUGCUUAGAAACAAAAGCAAACUGUGCAGUGCACAUAAAGCACAGAACAUGUAGAACUGGCAUCCAGACAAAUAUAGAAAUGUUGUUUCUGGUAGUAGCUGCUUUCUACAGUUAUUUCUGUAAAUUUAUGUGGAAACAUUCCUGUUUUCUAAGAAAGAACAUUUAUUUUUAAAAAAGCAAGGUUUAUUCAAAUUGUAAUUUCUAUUCGUGUUA
Messenger RNA from Candoia aspera, 960 nucleotides. RefSeq names its product TIMP metallopeptidase inhibitor 4 (gene TIMP4). The transcript is spliced from 5 exons. Bases 1 to 657 code for a protein of 218 amino acids. Gene Ontology annotation, biological process: response to hormone; response to cytokine; negative regulation of endopeptidase activity. Gene Ontology annotation, molecular function: metalloendopeptidase inhibitor activity; protease binding. Gene Ontology annotation, cellular component: extracellular matrix. NCBI's taxonomy places the organism in Eukaryota, Metazoa, Chordata, Lepidosauria, Squamata, Candoiidae. The record is from RefSeq and is a predicted model, not a curated record.